UAUUUUUUUUGUGGAAAGCAAAAAACGUAACAAAAAUUAAACUAACUUUGGAUUAUAUUUUGGAUUACCUCAGCCAUAGUUCGAGUGCUUGAUUUGAUUUGUGCAACAUGUUGCGAUUUAAUUUAGCCAUGUGCACCUUUAUAUGUGCAAUUGUUUUAAGUGUAACGAACACAAUACUAGGACAAGACAAGUCAUCAUUCUUUAAGAAGCCAUGGCCAACAUAUAGUCUACAGAAUAUGCCACAGACACGAUUCACAUGUCAUGACAAAAUACUUGGUGGCUAUUAUGCAGAUCCGGAGACUCAAUGUCAAAUGUUCCAUGUGUGCGUCAAAGUUGGCGGAGUAGGGGUCCAAGAUUUCCGUUUCUUGUGUCCGAACAGUACAGCUUUUGAUCAGGAAGCACAGAUCUGUGCCAAUUGGGCCGAUGUUGAUUGUGAGCAAGCCGUACUCUACUAUGGUAGCGAUAAUUUUGAUUUAUAUCGUUUAAGUUCAGGUUUCGAAAGUAAACGCGCGCCAUUGGCCGAAGAGGAUGAGUCCACGUUCCAUUUGCAGCGGGCUGAGACAGGCGAUAUACGACGUUACAAACAAACAACUGUAGAUCAAAAGUCACGCCCUGAACAACCACCCAAUUAUACGAAACAAUAUGAGACGGCAACUCGCGGUGGAGGUAGUCAUCACCACAAUAAUCACAACUAUUUGCCCAACGAUGAGGUGGAGAAGACCUCAAAGAAGAAGAUCAAAACGGAUGUUACCAAAAAGCCAAUUGUUAGCUAUUAUACACCGACAACGAGCACAACAACAACGACUACAGAGCGUUAUGCCAGCGAUGAUUCAAAGCAGGAUUUGGAUGACAUCUUCAAGGGCUCCCACAGUUCUCAUUUCUUUUCGAAUCGCAAUGGCGGCAGAGAAGAUGAUUUUGUGGAUCAUCCGGUGCGCCAGCAAAAACCAAAUGACUUUAAUGAUUUCUCCAAGAAAUCGGAGUCUGCCACCACAGUGGUUGGCAAGUCACGUGUAACACCAACUAGAUCGAGACGUCCCCCGGCCACGCCAUCCACCACCUUGGCAAGCACGACCUCAACUACGCCGGCGCCCAAGAUUACCAAGAAAGUAACUCCCUAUUACAAUACCGAUUUCUAUGAUUAUUCCCUGUACAAAUCAUCGACCUCGGCCUCAACGACUGCGGCACCUAGUACCGUGGCAGCAACCACGCCCAAAACAUCCCCCCAACACAGUUCGGCAAAUCGUUUCAGUUUUGGUUUCAAUGACUAUCAGACUCAACUGAAUAUUCAACCCACCACCUAUAAUCCCAAUCGUUUGAAAUCGUCCACCCCGAAAUAUACCGAAGUCAAUCGCGAUAAGGCCGUGAACAAUGAGGCCUUUAACAAAAAGUUGCAGAAAUUCGAACAAAGUCAGCAAAAGUCCCCGGCCCAAAAUAACAGCUUUGCCAGCAUCAAUGAAUUCAGUGAAUUUGCCAAAAUUAAGACUCAACCGCCGCAGCCCUUCCAACCCAAGGCCCCGGCGAAGACAUUUGAGGCACCCAAGAAAUCCGAAGCAGAGCCGCAAUAUUAUCGCUCAAGAGGUCAACCCCGACAACCCGAGCCUUUUAGAACCGCACCCACCAGGGCUAGCCAUGGCAGAGCCACACCACCAACAACCGCAGAAAGUCCUAAAGAAAAAGCAGUAGCUCUCCCAGAAAAACCGCGUGGAUUUGUCAGCCGAGGCAGUAUUAACUACAAGGCCACAACGCAGCGUAACAGUGAAACCUAUCCCACAGUGUCGGCCCAGAAUUAUAAAAAAUUCUCCACCUUGGUGCCCAAGGACAAAUAUGACCCGACGACAUUUAAGCCCACUACCUACAAAAAAUCCUAUGAAAAUAAUUUCUAUCAGACUCAACAGACACAAAGACCCCAACAUAAACAGCAGCAACAACAACAAAACAAUAAGGCCACCACUAAGGCCCUACCCUCCACAACAACGGCCUAUACUACAGCCAAUCCCUACUACAAUAUUGACGAAGAUGAUGGCCAAUAUCAUCCGGAGUUGUAUGAAAUUGAUUUCCCCAGAAAUAAAUUCAAUUUGCAACGUUCCAGCAGCACCACAACUGCUAGCAGUACAACAACCACAACUACAACAUCCAAGCCCUACUACCAACCAGCAUCCUAUCAAAAUCCUGCAAGCCACCUUAAAAGUCAACAGCAAACGGCAUUCCAAAAGGAACAAUCGGCGCAGCGCAGCAACGAUUUCAGUGAUGAAGAUGAACUCUUCAACACGGCACAAUCGUUGAAUUUCGGAGCGGCCAGCAUCAAUAAAUUACGGGCGGAUAUAAUCAAGGCGGAAAAGACAUCGCAGCAAUAUAAUUCCCAUUAUAACCCCCUGAAUUCCUUGACUAGUCCCAAAACAACAACAGCCAGUACACCAGCAACAAGCAGCACAAGCUAUUUUACAUAUCCCUCGUAUUCAUCUGCAUCCGUUCAACAAACCACCCAGAGGUCCACAACUUAUGCGGCAACCUCCAGUAGCACUAUUACUACAACGACAACAACAACAACCACAAGACGACCCACAACCACUAGUACCAGUACUACUACCACCACAACAACUCCCUAUCCCUUCAACAUCACCAAAAGUGGUGGCAAACAUGCCGACAAGAAAUCGCACAAAAAGAAUGACAACAAAAAGAAAACUUCCAAGAGGCCACCCCAUGCCGAUGAGGAUACCAGCUACGAUUAUGCCUACUACGAUACGGACACUCUGAGUGAAUCGCCUCAGGAAUAUCCGGAAUAUGAAAUACAAGAAUUUACAAAGACACGAAAAAAUUAAAAAUUUAGCUGAAGUUUUAAAAACGAAAAAAUUUACACUCUUUUACAAACACACACACACACAUACAUUCACAAAAAAAUUGCCACAAAACCU
Molecule: messenger RNA, 2912 nt
Organism: Musca domestica (house fly)
Lineage: Eukaryota; Metazoa; Arthropoda; Insecta; Diptera; Muscidae
Exons: 5
Coding region: 108-2819 (903 amino acids)
Cellular component (GO): extracellular region
Molecular function (GO): chitin binding
Source: RefSeq, a predicted model, not a curated record